GCACGAGACCCUUCGAAUCCCUUGCGUUUGUUCAUUCCUUCCCGUUGCAGCUUACUCCUUUCUGCUGGGGGUUUCGUAAAGUCGCUAGAUGAAGCCACCUGCACGGUCUCUUUUAAGGCUUGCUGGAUCUAGGAAUCUUCCUCAAUCGCCGUCACCACUCCUUCGACAGAUCUGCAGACGAUCUUUUCAGACCCAAUUGAAGCACAAGAGUAUUCCGCCCCUUACGCCUACUCUUCUGCCCACUGGACUCUCCAAUCGUUCUGUUUUUGAGAAAAGAAGCUCUCGAAAAGCUCUCUUCCAUCCUACAACCCCCAGCAUGUGUCGAUUCAUGUCAGAUUCACCUGGUGUGGCCAACACCCAAGGCCGAGUUGUCCUUCCUACCAAUGUCGUUCCAAAACAUUACGACGUGACCCUCGAGGUUGAUUUUGACAAAUUCACAUUCGAAGGAACCGCCAUUAUAGAUCUGGAUGUCGCAAAAGACACCAGCUCCAUCUCCCUGAAUACAUUGGAACUCGAUAUCCACACCACAACCGUCCAUGCAGAUGGGGCCCUGGUCACUUCAUCUCCAACCCUCUCCUACGAUGCUGAUACGCAGACGACGACAAUAGAUCUAGGGAAGUCGGUUAGCAAGGGGCAAAAAGUUCAAUUGAAGCACACAUACACUGGACAGCUGAAUGACAAGAUGGCCGGGUUCUACAGGUCGAAGAGAAGGGACGGGCAGUAUUUGGCUGUGACUCAAUUCGAGGCUACGGACGCUCGGCGGGCACUACCUUGCUUCGAUGAGCCGGCCCUGAAGGCCGAGUUCACCGUGACCCUGAUUGCGGACGAGGACAAGACUUGUUUGUCGAACAUGGACGUUGCGUCUGUUGAGCAUGUGGAUUCCAAGAUUACAGGUGGAAAGCGCAAGGCUGUGAAGUUCACUCGCUCUCCUCGGAUGUCUACCUAUCUUUUAGCGUUCAUCAUCGCCGAGCUGAAGUCUAUUUCAACAGACAAGUUCAGACUACCCAUCAAGGUGUGGAUGACGCCGGAACAGAACGAGGAGGAUGGAAGAUUCGCUCUGGACGUGGCCGCCAAAACUCUAGAAUUCUACGAAAAGGCUUUUCAAGCACCGUACCCCUUGCCAAAGAUGGACAUGGUGGCCAUCCCCGACUUUGCUGCUGGUGCCAUGGAGAAUUGGGGUCUAGUCACGUACCGAGUGGUAGAUCUUCUGUUUGAUCAAAAAUCUGCCGGAGCUGCUACCAAAGAAAGAGUUGCAGAAGUCGUCCAGCAUGAAUUGGCCCACCAGUGGUUUGGUAACCUUGUCACAAUGGAUUUUUGGGAUGGUCUGUGGCUGAACGAAGGCUUCGCUACUUGGAUGAGCUGGUACAGUUGUAAUGAGUUCUACCCAGAGUGGAAAGUAUGGGAGACAUUCGUGAUCGACACUUUGCAAGGAGCGCUGGGCUUGGAUGGACUGCGAAGCUCUCAUCCGAUCGAAGUCCCAGUGCAUCGUGCGGAAGAUAUCAACCAGAUUUUCGACGCAAUCUCCUAUUCGAAAGGCUCUUCGGUUUUGAGAAUGAUCUCAAAGUAUCUCGGGGAGGAUACAUUCAUUGAUGGCGUCAGAAGGUAUAUCAAGAAACACGCCUGGGGCAACACGCAGACCAGCGACUUGUGGGACGCUCUCGGCGAGGCAAGUGGCAAGGACGUCGCACAUGUCAUGGACAUCUGGACCAAGAAUAUCGGAUAUCCUGUGAUCAGUGUGACUGAAAAUGAGACAGACUCAAGCAUCACGGUCAAACAAAACCGGUUCUUGAGGACUGGAGAUGUCAAGCCAGAGGAGGACAAAGUUCUGUACCCUGUCAUGCUCGGUCUGAGAACCAAAGACGGCGUGGACGAAAGUGUCAUGUUGACAGAACGGGAACAGACGUUCAAGAUCAAGGGUGGUUUGGACUUCUACAAGCUGAACGCUGAUCAUUCGGCCUUUUACAGAACGAGCUACACCCCACAGCGACUGACAAAGCUAGGUGAGGCGGCUCAACAGGGCCUUCUUUCUGUGGAAGACCGUGCUGGUAUGAUCGCCGACGCUGGUGCCCUCGCAGCCAGUGGCUACGGCAAGACAUCCGGCAUCCUGAGCCUGCUUCAAUCAUUCAACACCGAAACGCAAUUCGUGGUCUGGAAUGAAAUUCUUACCCGGAUCAAUGCUGUCCGCAACACGUGGAUAUUUGAGGAUGAAUCUACCAAAGACGCUCUCAAGGCGUUCCAGCUGAACUUGUGCUCUGCCAAGGCACAUGAACUUGGUUGGCAGUUUUCCGAGAACGAAGACCACAUUAUGAGCCAGUUUAAGAGCUUAAUGUUCGGCUCCGCAGGCCUAGCUGGGGACAAGAAGAUCCAGGCAGCAGCCAAGGAGAUGUUCAGCAAGUUCCUGGCCGGAGACCAUGCUGCUGUGCAUCCGAAUCUGCGAGCGUCGGUUUUCGCCAUGGUCCUACGUGACGGUGGAGAGAAGGAGUGGGACGCUCUACUUGCGCGAUAUCACUCCGCUCCUACGGCUGAUGAGAAGAACACUUGUUUGCGAAGCUUGGGGCGCGCGAGGAGCCCCGAACUAAUCAAGAAGACCCUACAGCUCGCUUUGAGCGGAGAAGUCAAGAUGCAAGACAUUUACAUGCCUAUUGGCGGACUGGGCACUACCGCAGAAGGCAUUGAGAAGCGGUGGGAAUGGAUGUGCAAGAAUUGGGACGAGUUGGUGGAAAAACUUCCUCCCAGCAUGAGCAUGUUGAGCAGCGUCGUUAGCAUUUGCGUGGGUGGAUUCACCAGCGAGAAGCAGCUGAACCGGGUCGAGGCGUUCUUCCAGGACAAAGACAAGAAGGGUUUCGACCGGAGUCUGCAGCAGAGCCUUGACGCCAUAAGGGCCAAGGCGAACUGGCUGCAACGAGACAGUGAGGAUGUGCUCGGGUGGUUGAAGGAAAACGGUUACCUCGAGAAAGGAAAGCUAUAGGCUUCAUGUGGUCGAAUACCUCGAUCGGAUACUGAGGCGGUACUAACUAGUAGUACCCAGGUAGACUUAAAAAAUGGGUAAAGUACGUGCAGGUAUCUGGGCGAGACGAAAGACUGUACCAGUCGUCGUGUCAAUACUAUCACAUGACACCUAGAGGGACAUUCUAGGGCCA
Molecule: messenger RNA, 3140 nt
Organism: Exophiala xenobiotica
Lineage: Eukaryota; Fungi; Ascomycota; Eurotiomycetes; Chaetothyriales; Herpotrichiellaceae
Exons: 1
Coding region: 89-2968 (959 amino acids)
Biological process (GO): proteolysis; peptide catabolic process
Cellular component (GO): cytoplasm
Molecular function (GO): zinc ion binding; peptide binding; metalloaminopeptidase activity
Source: RefSeq, a predicted model, not a curated record